AUGGCUCGCCAACAGAGCCUGAGCUCCAAGCUCGUCCAAUUCCUACCUUUUGUUGCCUACACUUCGGCAUCGGCUCUGUAUUCUACCUACAGCUUCAACCCAUUGACGCACCUUGGAGGCAUCGCACCCUACUUCGAGCCACAAGAUCCUCCGUCAUCGCCCGACGCGCCUCAGGGCUGCAAAGCAGCGCGUGCAGCCUACCUUGUGCGCCAUGCAGCCAUUUACGCAAACGAUUUUGACUUUGAAGAGUACAUCGGGCCCUUUCUCGAAAAGCUGGGCAACAAGACGGGAAUCGAAUGGAGCAAAAUCCCGUACCUAAAUUUUUUGGCCGGCUGGAAUGCGCCCAUCUCUGAGGCCGAGGCCGAGAUAUUGACUCGGGUCGGGAGACUUGAAGCAACUCAACUCGGCGUCGACCUCGAGUUCAGAUAUCCCAACCUCAGACUCCCCAAGAGAGUCUGGACCUCUUCAGCAGAGAGGACAGAAAAGUCUGCUCAGUCUCUCGUGCGCGGGCUGGAGAGAGACGACAAUACCAUGAAUGUCGUCAGCAUCUACGAAUCAGGCGAGUCCGGCGCCGACAGCUUGACGCCGUACAAGGCCUGCCCGGCCUACUCUUCUUCUGCGGGUAGCGACCAGUCUGCCGUCUACCAGAAGAAGUUUACGAAACCCAUCAUCGCCCGCUUUAACAACCUGGCCCCCGAGUUCAACUUCACCACCAACGACAUCUUCGGCAUGCAGCAGCUUUGCGGCUACGAGACCGUCAUCCGCGGAAAGUCUCCCUUCUGCAACCUCGAGCUUUUCACUCCUGAUGAUUGGCUGGCCUGGGAGUACACGGAAGAUGUUCGCUACCACUACAACGUCGGCUACGGAGCCGAGGCCUCUGGAUAUGUCGGCCUGCCCUGGUUCAACGCCACCGCAAACCUGCUUCUCAGUGACUCGAGCGAGGAGGACAUCUACGUUAGCUUCACCCAUCGCGAGUUGCCUCCCAUGGUUAUCGUGGCGAUGGGCCUAUUCAACAACUCCGAAUUCGGCGGUAGCGGCGCCUCAAUCAAUAACACUAUGCCACUUGACCGCAUCAACUACCGUCGUGCAUGGAAGGCCUCCAGCAUCUUGCCAUUCCUUGGCAACAUUGCUGUUGAGCGUCUGAACUGCACAGGGGCCUUUGGAUACGAGGACGGUGACUACUACCGUGUGCUGGUGAACAGCGCACCCCAACCGUUGCCUGACUGUGCUGAUGGCCCUGGCACUGCUUGCUCCAGGAAGGGAUUCAACGAGUAUUUGAAAGAUAGAGUGGACCAGUUCUCCGGCUUCUCUACGAAGUGCGGCGUCAAGUACAAAAACAGUACUGAUGCCCUGUCGAUUUACACAGAUGCCUCGGUUGGGAACGGAACCGUCGUGGGCAAGCGUUAUGCCCCUUUUGCGUAA
Molecule: messenger RNA, 1422 nt
Organism: Colletotrichum orchidophilum
Lineage: Eukaryota; Fungi; Ascomycota; Sordariomycetes; Glomerellales; Glomerellaceae
Product: histidine acid phosphatase
Exons: 1
Coding region: 1-1422 (473 amino acids)
Cellular component (GO): fungal-type cell wall
Molecular function (GO): acid phosphatase activity
Source: RefSeq, a predicted model, not a curated record